Molecule: messenger RNA, 2859 nt
Organism: Cheilinus undulatus (humphead wrasse)
Lineage: Eukaryota; Metazoa; Chordata; Actinopteri; Labriformes; Labridae
Product: volume-regulated anion channel subunit LRRC8C
Exons: 3
Coding region: 95-2524 (809 amino acids)
Molecular function (GO): protein binding
Source: RefSeq, a predicted model, not a curated record
GUGGGUCUGUCAUUAACGAUGAGAAAAAGCUCGUGAGUUCCCCCGGACAGCAGUGGAUCCUGUGCGGGCGUAGCGGUGUGGAGCAGCAGCCAGGAUGAUCCCAGUGGGUGAAUUCAGAAACCUCGGCAUAGAGCAGAACUCAAAGUUUCGGGUCCUGAAGCCAUGGUGGGAUGUUUUCUCAGAGUACCUCUGCGUUGCCAUGCUCAUGAUUGGAGUCUUUGGGUGCACCUUGCAGCUCACACAAGACAAGAUCGCCUGCCUGCCCAGCCAUUUCACCAGCCCAACGCCUGAAGCCAUCGAUUGCAGCCACAUCCGAACCUACAGGGUGAAUGAGACGGCGCAGCACACGCUGGUUAAACCUUCAAAACCAAUUAUCACAGAAGCGCAUGGUCGCAAAAAUAACCUGGACAUCCAUCAGUAUGUGUUUGUUAACCACCACUGCUACGAAAGGUUUGUCCACUGGUUUGCAAAGUUCUUCCCAUACCUGGUUGUGAUCCACACGAUGAUUUUCAUGGUUGCUAGCAGCUUCUGGUUCAAGUUCCCAGGGACCUCUUCCAAAAUCGACCUCUUUGUUACCAUUCUUGGGAAGUGCUUUGACUCACCAUGGACAACAAGGGCCCUGAGUGAGGUUUCUGAAGAAAGAGGGGAGGAAAAGCUGGUCAGCUGGAGGAGGAACACCAUGUCGAAAGACGCCACUGAACGACAAACAGACAACGAGGACACUGUAGGGCUUCUACGCUCUUCAUCUGUUAAGUCCAACCCAGAAAAGAAAGCUCCAGAGCCUCAAUCUGCCCCCUCGGUCUUGGAUAAGAAGGAAGGUGAACAGGCCAAAGCUCUGUUUGAAAAGGUGAAGAAAUUCAGGACUCAUGUAGAGGAGGCAGACAUCUUGCGUGUCAUGUACGUGCUUCAGACAUCACUGAAAGUCUUCAAGUUCCUUUUAAUUAUAGUCUACACUUCAGUCCUUGUACCAAACAUUGAGAUAGUAGUGCGGUGUUAUGUUCCCCCUGAGCUGACCGGGUUUGAUAUCUACUGCUGUAACCACAACAAAGCCCAUCUCUUCUCCAAGCUUGCCUACUGCUACAUCUGCUUUGUGGGAGUGUAUGGACUCCUCUGCAUCUACACACUCUACUGGCUGUUUCACAGACCUCUGAACGAGUACUCCUUCGAUCACGUCAGACUGGAGACGGGCAUUAACGACAUACCGGACGUGAAGAAUGACUUUGCAUUCCUUCUGCACCUUGUGGACCAAUAUGAUGCUCUAUACUCCAAAAGGUUUGCAGUAUUUCUCUCUGAGGUCAGCGAAAGCCAUCUCCAUCAGCUCAACCUCAACUACGAGUGGACCGCCAAAAAGCUACGUACCCGUCUCGCCAAGAACGCCAGUAACCGUCUGGAGCUCCACUUGCUAAUGUUGCCAGGACUUCCUGACACAGUCUUUGAGAUUCCUGAAGUGGAGUCGCUCAAACUAGAUCAGGUAAAAAAUGUAAUUAUCCCAGCUAGUGUGGCAAAGCUUGACAAACUGAAGGAGUUAUCGCUGAUCUACUGCCCCACGAAGCUCCAACUGCCUGCCCUUAACCACCUCAAGGAACAUUUAAAGGUCCUACGUCUGGCUUUUGAAAGUCUAGAAGAGGUGCCCAUGUGGAUGUACACCUUGCAUGGUCUGGAAGAGUUAGAACUUAAUGGUCCGCUAACAAAUGAGGUGUCCAAAAGUGCCUCUCUAGACUCACUUCGAGAGCUCAGAGCCCUUAGAGUCCUCACCCUCCACUCCACCCUAGCCAAGAUUCCACCCAGCAUUGUGGACGUUGCAUUGCAGCUGCAGCGAUUGUGCAUCUCCAACGACGGAAUCAGGCUGCAAGCAUUCAGCACAUUGAAGAAGCUUACAAACAUUGUGUCUUUGGAAUUAGUGGGAUGCGAGUUGGAGCGCAUCCCAAGUGCAGUCUUCAGCCUGAUCAACCUGCAGGAGUUGGACCUGAAAGAAAACAAACUUACCACAGUGGAGGAGAUCCUGAGCUUACAGCACUGCCGCCGUUUAGUGACUCUCCGGCUGUGGCAUAACAAAAUAACCUACAUACCCGACCACAUCAGUAAGCUUCACUCCCUGGAGACGCUGGAUGUUAGCUGGAACAAACUGAGAAAGCUUCCCUCUCGGUUGUUUCACUGCACCACACUUAGACACCUGGACGUCUCCCACAACCAACUCACCUCUCUGCCUUCUGAGAUUGGCAUCCUUCAGGGUCUCCAGUUCUUCUCCGCUGCUUUCAACUCUUUAGAGACAUUGCCAGAGGAGCUGUUUUCCUGCAAAAGGUUAAAGACGCUGGCUCUUGGAAACAACUGCCUUGGGAAUCUUAGCUCAAGAGUUUCAAAUCUUGCUCAGCUUGUCAGGUUGGAGAUUAAAGGGAACCGUCUGGGGUCUCUGCCUCAUGAGAUUGGGGACUGUCCCCUGCUGACUGUCAGUGGGCUGAUAGUAGAGGACAACCUCCUGGAUCUGCUGCCUUUAGAAGUACGAACCAGUCUGAGUAACAGCUGAGUGUGCAGAGCUUUCAGUAACUAAUAUUUUCUCUGUGUUGCAUGGAGGUCGCUGCUGGUUGGACCUGCAUGGAGACAAAGGAAUACUUACAUAGAUUUAAUCUAUUCCACUGGUUGGAAAUUUUGAUAUUGCACAGACAAAAAAACGGGAAUAACUGGAAGCAAAAGGGUAACUAAGAACUAAGAUUCAUUUGUAAAAUCAGCCAUCAUGUAGUGUGUGUUGAAAUCUUUUAGUAGGCUUUUUCACACAUGAACUCCUGAAAUUUCCUGAAAAUUUUUGGAUAGGCUGCUUUGAAAACUCUCUGACUUUCCUGUUCUUCCUGACUUUCUUGUUCA